Messenger RNA from Aethalodelphis obliquidens (Pacific white-sided dolphin), 2663 nucleotides. It is a transcript of the gene GSDMD, whose product is annotated as gasdermin D. The transcript is spliced from 10 exons. Gene Ontology annotation, biological process: pyroptotic inflammatory response; defense response to bacterium. Lineage: Eukaryota; Metazoa; Chordata; Mammalia; Artiodactyla; Delphinidae. The record is from RefSeq and is a predicted model, not a curated record. Bases 807 to 2516 code for a protein of 569 amino acids. Gene Ontology annotation, cellular component: NLRP3 inflammasome complex. Gene Ontology annotation, molecular function: phosphatidylinositol-4-phosphate binding; phosphatidylinositol-4,5-bisphosphate binding; phosphatidylserine binding.
UGCUCCCCGCCCCUGCGCGCCGCACCCCACUGCCUGCCCUGGUUCCAGGGGGGGCUCUCCCUAGUGCUGGGUGGGGGGAGGCCAGCUCCUCUGGGUGGAGACCUGGUCCGGGCACCCUUCUGCGGCUUCCCCAAGCCCCCCAAGGACUCGCAAUCCCAGACAGGUUUGGGGAAGCCCCAGGCCUCUGGGAAGGGGGUGCCCUCCCCAGCCCGGCUGGUUUGGGCUUAACUCCAGGUAGGCCCUCUAGGUGCUCCUUGGGCCACUCUCAGACUUCAGACCAUCCCUGAAGCUCAGAGGCUUCCUAAGGGCUGGCCCCCGUGCCUGGAGCCCAGAUGUCCUGGGUCCUGAGUCAGGCCCACAUUGGCUUCUGACCCCUGAAGACAGACUAGUGGCUCACGGAGCUUUGGGCGCAGAGAAAGCCCUGGAGGACACGUCUAGGAGCUGGGGACACUUUGGCUGGGCCUUGCUGUGGGCCUUUGCACCAACUGCCCAGGAAGUGAUGGCUUCUGAUUCUUCCCCCGCCCUCUGAACACCUCAGCCAGCGGGGGGAGCUGCUACAGCAGACAGAGCAGUGGCUCGGGGUCACUCCAAGGCCCCAGCCUUGCCCUGCCCUUCCUCAGUGGCUGCUUUUCGUGAGCAGCCCUAAGCCUUGUUGAAGUGACAAAGGGACAAGAGGCCUUGGUGGGUGGCCAGGGCUGCCCCCCCCGCCCCAAGCGCUGAGUCCCAGGGCUUUCUCGGGCUCCAUGUGGGCACUCUGAUCACAGAACAGCUGGUGUGCGUGGCCUGAGUCCCACUGAGGGCUGUGAAUGACGCCCCACCCUGGAGGUGCUCAUGGCCCCUUGGAAAGAUGGACUAGUGGAUGCCCGGGUGUGCUUCUGCUUGUCUUUGUGUUGGGUGAUAGUCAGAAAGCGCCUUCUGCCAGUCAGAGCAUCCCAGGACUAGCCAAGCAGGACUGCUUUGGAGGGAAAGAGCUCCCCAUCACUGGAGACGUCCAGGCACCUACCUUCCCCCUCUGCCGCCCGCCCUCUUCCAGCCCUGCGGGUGCAAGGCCUGACCCAGCUGCCCUCCUCAGGAGCAUGGCAUCGGCCUUUGCAAGGGUGGUCAGGAGCGUGGUCCAGGAGCUGGACCACGGUGGGGAGCUCACCCCUGUGGACAGCCUGCAGAGCUCCACCAGCUUCCAGCUCUACUGCCUUUUGGGCAGGAAGUCCUCGAGUUCACGGUUCUGGAAACACCGCUACACACGUGUCAACCUGUCCAUCAGGGACAUCCUGGAGCCCGACGCCCCAGAGCCAGCUGUGGAGUGUGGCAACACCUUCCAUUUCCACGAUGCUAUGGAUGGGAAGAUGCAGGGCAGCGUGGAGCUGGCGGCCCCAGGACAGGGGAAGCUGUCAGGCGGGGCCGCGGUGUCCGGCAGCUCCAGCGCCUCGAUGAUCGUGUGCACGCUGCGAGUGGCGCCCAACACCUGGGAAGCCAUGCAUCGAGAGAGGCGCUUGCGGCGGCCUGAGCACAAAGUCCUGCAGCAGCUGCGGAAUCGUGGGGAUGACGUGUUCGUCGUGACCGAGGUGCUGCAGACACAGCAGGAGGUGGAAGUCACCCGGACCCAAAAGCAGGAGGGCUCCGGCCAGUUUGCACUUCCGGGAGCCAUGGGCUUGCAGGGCAGAGGCGAGGGCCACCUGAGCCAGAACAAGAUGGUCACCAUCCCCGCGGGCAGCAUCCUCGCCUUUCGGGUGGCCCAGCUGGUUAUUGGCUCUGACUGGGACAUCCUCUUCUUCCCGGACAAGAAGCAGACGACCUUCAGGCCACAGCAGGAAGGUGGCCAGCUGCAGCGGUCCUCCUGCCUCACCUCCACAAAAUUUCUCUCUCUCCGCUUCAAGUUCCUGUCGGAUGGGCCCAUGGAGGACCGGUUGGCGACCACCGAAGGCUUCCAGGGCCUGCAGGCAGAAGUGGAGGCUUGGGCCGUGGGCCUGGAGGGCUUGUCCAGGGAGCCUUGUCGGCAGCUGCUGGGGGCCCUCGGGCAGGUGCUGCGGGACGAGGCCGCCCUGCAAGCCCUGGAUGAGUCGCUGGAGCACGGCCUGCGUGGCGGGCUUUUGGAGUCUCGGGAUGGUCCGGUGGGUGCUGUCCUCGAGUGCCUGGUGUUCUCCUCCAGAAGGCUGGAAAAGAGACUUGCCGGCCCCGUCUUCUACCUGCUGCAAGCUCUAGCUGUGCUGAGUGCAACCCAGCACGUGCUGCUGGCUGAGGUGCUGGAGAUGGGGGCCCUGUCAGGGGCGUUCAAACUGGUGGAGAGCCUUUUGGAGCAGAGCACCCCAUGGCAGGAGCACAGGGCCGUGUCCCUGCCGCACGAGCUCCUGGGGAGCAGCUGGGGCUCAGAGGCACCCACCUGGGUCCUGCUGGAGGAGUGUGGCCUUGAGCCACAGGUGGGCGCCCCCCAGGUGUGCUGGAAACCGGAGGCCCAGGGCUGUGCGAAUGCGCUUUACGCCUGCCUCGCACUGCUGUUCAGGCUGAGCCGGCUCUGCUAGCCUGCAGCCUGCCCGCAGGGCAGCUCUCUAGUCGGGGCAGAGCUCAUGCCCACCCAGCUGCCAGGAGCCACACCCAGCCAUGUGGGCAGCUCCCCACAAGGCCUGGGAGUUGAGGAAAGACAAUAAAUGUGAUGAACGAAGGGAAAA